GGCGGGGCUCUUACGCCACGGGGCGUGGCCUGGACGGAGCGGGGCUAAGUGACCACCGGAGGCAGAGGCGCAGGUGGGACCAGGGUCGGACCUCCUAGCCCCAGGGAUGGUGUUGAUGCAAGGCUUUGGGGGACGAUAUUUGAAAGCCUUUUUGAAAGGGUUCUUUGUUGCUAUGCCUGUAACAGUAACUUUUCUGGAUCGAGUGGCCUGUAUUGCAAGAGUGGAAGGUGCUUCAAUGCAGCCUUCAUUGAAUCCUGGAUGGAGCCAGACAUACGAUGUAGUGCUUUUGAACCACUGGAAAGUUAGGAAUUAUGAGGUGAAUCGUGGUGAUAUUGUGUCAUUGGUAUACCUGCUAAGCAAUGUAAUGAGAGAAGCAUCAGUCAGUCUGAGGCAUGUACUUUGCUUCUAUCCCUUUGUCAUUUGUAGUAUCUGCUAGUCAACACUAGGGACAUAUGCUUUCAUCGAAUUCUCCUUACCUCUAAUCUCAUUUCCCUGUGAUGCAACACAGGGGCAGGAGCUGAGAUUCAGUGGUCCCUCCCCUUUUUGAAGUAUCUACCUAUCAGAAUUGUCGUUUUAUUUUGAAAUUUGUCUUGACUCUUGGCUUGGAUUCUAUUCUCAACAUCUUAGGGCCUUAAGGUACAUAAUAAAUUCUUUUAAUUUUC
Molecule: messenger RNA, 662 nt
Organism: Sarcophilus harrisii (Tasmanian devil)
Lineage: Eukaryota; Metazoa; Chordata; Mammalia; Dasyuromorphia; Dasyuridae
Gene: IMMP2L
Product: inner mitochondrial membrane peptidase subunit 2
Exons: 4
Coding region: 107-436 (109 amino acids)
Biological process (GO): mitochondrial respiratory chain complex assembly
Cellular component (GO): mitochondrial inner membrane peptidase complex
Molecular function (GO): serine-type endopeptidase activity
Source: RefSeq, a predicted model, not a curated record